Molecule: messenger RNA, 2897 nt
Organism: Megalops cyprinoides (Indo-Pacific tarpon)
Lineage: Eukaryota; Metazoa; Chordata; Actinopteri; Elopiformes; Megalopidae
Product: transcription factor SOX-6-like
Exons: 17
Coding region: 429-2771 (780 amino acids)
Biological process (GO): central nervous system development; regulation of transcription by RNA polymerase II; cell fate commitment
Cellular component (GO): nucleus
Molecular function (GO): DNA-binding transcription factor activity, RNA polymerase II-specific; RNA polymerase II cis-regulatory region sequence-specific DNA binding
Source: RefSeq, a predicted model, not a curated record
GCCACUCACUUUCUGAUGUUGCACGACGGGAAAUGCUUUGAAUACUUGCGACAUGGCCGCUCACAUUGAUUGCCAAGAUUGACAGCACUAACCAUCGCCUUCACUUGUAUCUGUGAGAGAGAAGAGAUAAAUAUCACAGAUAAUAACAAAAGCUCCUCGCAGUUUUGACAGUUAAACUUGUCUGAAAGAACGGGAUUCCCUCUUCAUGGCCCGUGGAAUCACCAGCAGACUUUAGUUUAUUUUUUCCUCUACAGAUUGCAGUGAUCAUUUUUGAAUUUGUAAUUGCCGAAACGGGAUACCGUAAGGACCAGCAUUUGGCUUUGCUAGACUGGCUACAUCAAGGUCAUUUUCAUGAAUUCAAAAUCAACUCACCAGUGAUCACUGGGUGCUGGGGCUAAAAUCUCUCUGUUUCUAAUCCCACUGCUGUCAUGGAGGGCUCUCUUCGUAGCAGCUUUUUUCUGAGCAGAAUAAUGUCUUCCAAGCAAGCCGCCUCUCCGUUCGUCCCCGCUGCCGACGGAGAGGACGCCAUGAGCCAGGAUCACGCACCCUGGGACAAGGAGGAGGGCGCGGACAUCCACGGCGCCCCCCAGCUGCCCCUGCACAACCUGCUGCACAGUAAAUCGCCCCCCGAGGAGGUGACAGCCAUCAGCAGCGUACCGCCCGAGUCUGAGUGGGACAGCAUGGUGUCAGCCCAGCAGCGCAUGGAAUCUGACAGCAAUAAGGUAUGUUCCCUCUACUCCUUCCGGAAUAACUCUACCUCACCGCACAAGGCUGAGGAAGGGGCCCGCGAGCGUGAGCGCAGCGACCUGCUGACCGGCUCCGCCUUCGGCACUCCCGAGCGCCGCAAAGGAAGCCUGGCGGACGUGGUGGACACACUGAAACAGAAGAAACUGGAGGAGAUGACGAAGACCGAGCAGGACGAUUCAUCCUGCAUGGAAAAACUUCUUUCUAAGGACUGGAAGGAGAAGAUGGAGAGACUCAACACAAGUGAACUUCUGGGAGAAAUAAAAGGUACCCCUGAAAGCCUGGCGGAGAAGGAGCGCCAGCUCUCCACCAUGAUCACCCAGCUGAUCAGCCUGCGGGAGCAGCUCCUGGCCGCCCAUGAUGAGCAGAAGAAGCUGGCCGCCUCGCAGAUGGAGAAGCAGCGUCAGCAAAUGGAGCUGGCCCGCCAGCAGCAGGAGCAGAUCGCGAGGCAACAGCAGCAGCUUCUGCAGCAACAGCACAAAAUCAACCUACUCCAGCAGCAGAUUCAGGUCCAGGGUCACAUGCCUCCGCUCAUGAUCCCGAUUUUUCCACACGACCAGCGCACUCUGGCAGCGGCCGCAGCCGCCCAGCAGGGCUUCCUCUUCCCCCCGGGAAUCACGUACAAGCCAGGUGAUAACUACCCCGUGCAGUUCAUUCCGUCGACAAUGGCUGCUGCCGCCGCGUCGGGACUCAGCCCGCUCCAGCUCCAGCAGCUGUAUGCCGCCCAGCUGGCCAACAUGCAGGUCUCUCCUGGUGCCAAGGUGCCCUCGCUCCCGCAGCCCCCCAAUUCGUCCGGACCCAUUUCACCCACCGGCCCCAAAAGCGAGAAGAGGUCCUCUAGCCCCGUCACUCAAGUCAAGGACGAGGGAACACAGCCUCUCAACCUUUCCUCCCGGCCCAAGACGGCCGAGCCGGUCAAGUCCCCCACCUCUCCCACACACAGCCUGUUCUCUGGCAGCAAGACCAGCCCCAACAGCUUGACUAAGAGCGGCAUCCCCAGCCCCAUUGGGAGCGGCCUGGGACGGGGCUCCUCUCUGGAUAUCUUGUCCAGUCUGAACUCCACGGCGCUGUUUGGAGACCAGGACGCAGUGAUGAAGGCCAUCCAGGAGGCACGGAAGAUGAGGGAGCAGAUCCAGAGAGAACAGCUUCAGCACCACCAGCAGGGCAUGGACGCCAAGCUGUCCGCCCUCACUGGCAUGGGCCUCAACAACUGCAGGGCUGACAAGGAAAGGGUGCAUUUCGAGAGCCUGGGCCACCACCUGGGGAAGCUGGCCGAGGACGGGAAGAUGGGUCACAGGGUCAUCGACCUCACCAGGCCUGAGGAUAUGGAUGGAGGCGCCAGCACCGCAGAGGCGCGAGUCUACAGGGAAAGCAGGGGACGGAACAGCAAUGAGCCCCACAUCAAACGGCCCAUGAAUGCCUUCAUGGUGUGGGCCAAAGACGAGCGCAGGAAAAUUCUCCAGGCCUUCCCAGACAUGCACAACUCCAACAUCAGCAAAAUCCUUGGCUCACGCUGGAAGGCCAUGACCAACCAGGAGAAGCAGCCGUACUACGAGGAGCAGGCCCGCCUGAGCAAGAUCCACCUGGAGAAGUACCCCAACUACAAGUACAAGCCCCGGCCCAAGCGCACCUGCAUCAUCGACGGCAAGAAGCUGCGCAUUGGCGAGUACAAGCAAAUGAUGCGCUCACGGAGGCAGGAGAUGCGCCAGUUCUUCACCGUGGGGCAACAGCCGCAGAUCCCCAUCAGCACCAGCGCAGGCGUGGUCUACCCCGGGGCCAUCACCAUGGCAACCACCACGCCCUCCCCGCAGAUGACGUCGGACUGCUCGAGCAACUCGGCGAGCCCCGAGCCGGCCAUCCCCGUCAUCCAGAGCACCUAUGGCAUGAAGAUGGAGACGGGCGUCAUGGUGGGAGGCGACGCCGUCAACGGCGAGGAUGAGAUGGACAUGUACGAGGACUUCGAGGACGAGCCCAAAUCGGACUACAGCAGCGACAACGAGGCGCGGGAGCCGGUCAGCGCCAACUGAGCCCGGCCCUCCGCCUCCGGCCAAACCCCCCCAACAUCCCCCGGCGAGAAACCGACAGAUUCGAACCAGAGAGAAUCAGGACAAGCGAAAGGAAGAAAGGAACGAAGACAUAGAAGGAAACAGAAA